AAAGCUGAAAGCUAAAAGAUUGUUGAUUCUGAGCCAUUUGCUGAUCGCCACUGAGAGUUCUAUAUGAAUAUGAAGCAAGUAAGUUAAUUCGUUGUUAUAGCUCAGCUUACGGCAGGUGUUGGGGUAGAUGCAGGUACCUGCUGAAGCACGCAUGUGAAGUCUACACAAAUCAAGGUAGAUUGGUCAGAAUUUGACCUAAACUAUAUCUGUAUGACUAAGCAAUAUAGACGGUUUUUCGUAGGCGCUUGAUAUUGUAAUAUACUAGUCUUAACAAGUGCUCGAGACGAGAAAAGUAUAAUUUAAACAUUUAGAUAAGAAAAAAGUUUUAAUAAAAACUAAUAAAGUAUUACACAUGUGUUAAGAAACAAUAUAAAGUUUAAUAUCACAUAUAAUAUAUAAAACCAAAUAUGUGAUUGGCAAAAUUAUACUUCGGAUAUUUUUAUUUUAAUAAGAGAAAUGGAUAAUUAGAUGAACAAAUGCAAAUUUGUUGAAAUGUUAGGUCAAAUAUCAAAUAUUAGGUUAUCUUAUUAUCUACCAUUAUCUUAAGGGUACUUUAGAUAUGGUUUUAUCAUUAAAAAUAUCUCAAAAGGUGUUGACAUUUUGAAGUAAAUGACCUCUUAAAGCAGUUGAUUUUUAUGAAAACCGUUUAAAACAUUUAUGUCUACUGUAAAGUGAUUUGUAUCAGUGUUAAAUGUUGAGCAAUGAGUUCUAAACUUCGCGAGAGGAUUGACUCAGUAUCUCUUGAACCAACCAGUGAAUCUUCUAAAACUUUAUGUGAAGAUAUAGAUGUUGAUGCCGAACAAUAUGUCCGGGCACAUUCUCGCACUUCAUCUAUAUCUUCGCCAUUUCGUAGAGGUAGAUCAGCGAGUCAGAUUUCUACUUCCAGUACUCUUUCUAAAACGAGUUUAGUUUCAAAAGUGUCAUCAAAAUUAACAGAUGUCUUUGGUGGUGACAAGAAAGCACUAAAAGAGGCAAAUAGAACUAUAGCUAAACAACAGUCAAAAAUAAAGGAUUUAGAGCAAAAGAUGAGAACAACUUCGGAUAUAAUGGUAUCUAUAAAACAGAUGGAAGAACUGUACACCACUAAACUAGAUUCUUUAAACGAUCAAGGAAACGUGAUAUGCUAUAUAAGUAAGAGCAACGUUCAGGUUGGACACAAUAAUACACUCAAGACUGUGGAUGUUUCAAGGUUAAAUGACCUGCUGGUGAGCUAUCACGAUAAUGUUCAGAGUCUUAUAAAUGACAACCUAACAACGAAGGGAGACCUACAAAAUACAGAAAAAAGUCUCAGAACAACUAGAGCGAAACUUGAAUCGACAGCAGUAGAACUGCAACAAGCGAAAGACGAUUUAGCGUUCAACUUACGUGAUCUGGAGCAAACAAGAGCCAAACUGGAGGAAACUGGUGAAAAGCUUGAGCACGAAACACUACUUUUACAAGAGGUAAAUGAAGAUCUAAAAGACAUGAAACUGGACGGUAAAGACCAGACUCUAAAACUAGAAUACACAAUUGGUUUGACGCAGUCACAGUUAAUGGUCAACUGUAUUGAAGCUAUCAGAACUCUGAGCAGUCGAGAAGAGAGUUAUUCAUUUUCUGAACUUCCCGAGAAGGGUAAACUUGGUGUGAUGAGAAUUUUGAGAAAAUAUUGUCAAAAAGAUCCCAAACUUACAAGCAUGCACUUUGCUGAAAGUCUAGGCACAGACACAGAUGCAAUAGAGAAUGAAACAGAGGAACUUAAUCAAGAUAUUUGUUCUGAGGUUCUCGUUAAAUGGGUUCAUAUGUCACCAGAAAAUGACGCUGACGCUCUUUGCACAAAGUUUAAAAAACUUAGUCAAUAUGGAUCUGUACGAGGAACGUUUGGGUCUACGGGAUAUGAUUUUAGUGUUAGCAGAUUAUCUGUAUUAGACACAGAUGGACAGACAAGUGAACUUGUUAGCGGUAUAAAAGCUAUCAUUGAGAGUGGGAUUAGUUCGUAUAAAACUGAUAUUAAAAGAGUGGAGGAACAUCUUAGAGCUAUGAGGUCCAGCCAAAGACAUAUGUUAUCUCCCACGUGUGACAUUCCUCUUAGAGGUACUGCAGACAAUGUGUUUCAUGGGUCAACAUGUACACAAUGAAGAAAAGUAUUUUGUGCCAACAAAAUAUCUGUAAAAAUGAAUACACAUGCAAUCUAAAUUAGUGAUCUCUAUUGCUAUAAGAUUAUUGGCAUAUCUGAAAUGAAAAAUGCUUUUAGAACAAAAAUAAUAUA
Ruditapes philippinarum (Manila clam) is the source of this 2245-nucleotide messenger RNA. RefSeq lists its product as uncharacterized. The record is from RefSeq and is a predicted model, not a curated record. The transcript is spliced from 5 exons. The coding region runs from base 702 to 2114 and encodes 470 amino acids. Lineage: Eukaryota; Metazoa; Mollusca; Bivalvia; Venerida; Veneridae.